Molecule: messenger RNA, 1857 nt
Organism: Macroventuria anomochaeta
Lineage: Eukaryota; Fungi; Ascomycota; Dothideomycetes; Pleosporales; Didymellaceae
Exons: 1
Coding region: 175-1761 (528 amino acids)
Source: RefSeq, a predicted model, not a curated record
CCACGAUCAGUACGAUCCUUAAUCACGUAAUCGCAACUCAAUCCUUGCGCCCGUCUCUAGCGACUCGUUCGACUUGGGACAUCACCUUCCAUUCUAUAUCCUUUCCGGUGUGCAUAGCACAUCUUCCUUGUUGCAGCCUUACCCUUUGUGUUCGCAACCUUCAACGACUUCAAAAUGAGCAUGGACGCUGGCGGUCUUGCUCAAAUGUCCUACAACAACUUCCAGUCCCAGGGCUUUGGCAACCCUACCUCGAGCUUUGCGUCUCGCGGUAAGGGUGCUGCUCUCAAGCGUCUCAGCGUUGCCUCCCCGCCCAAGGUUGCCUCGAUCGCCGAGAACGAGGUUCAGACUCCUCGCACCAGCCGCUCCCAUCUUCUGGCCGGCCUCCGCACUGCGCCCAAGACACCUUCGUCUGUCCAACCCCCUGCAUCUGCGCCCUACAACCAGCGCCAGCACAGCAUCGGCGGAAACCAGAACAACCGCCUCUCCAGGAACUUCAACCAGAACGGUCCCCAGACUGCCGUCGGUUCCGGCUUUGCUGGUGCCAACCAGUACAACCAGCAGCAGCAGCAGCACAUGCUCUACGACCAGGUUCUGGCUCCUCCUACAAUGCAGUACGAUGACGGCGAGAUGGAUCCCGCUGUUGCUGCUCAGCUUCUCGCUACCGAGGUCUACCUUGCCCAGAGGCAGCAGCAGCUCCAGCAGCAGCUUCUCGCUCUUACUGCUCAGCAGUUUGGCAACAUGAACAUCAACGGCAUGCGCCAGUCGCAGCAGUUCCCUGCCACGCCCUUGACCAACGCCUAUGGGCAACAGUUCCAGCAGAGCGCUCCGGCUGUUCAGGAGACGGGUCAGCCCGGUGUCUACCUCAUGUUCAACCAGAUGACCGGACAGUACCAGUACGUCGUCGACCCCACCUACCAGCAAGAGGACAACCUGUCGCACUCCCCACCCCCGCCAACUCCCGGAUUUGCGCCUUCUCCUCCCAAGGUCGACACACCUGUCCUCCACGUCUCUCCCCCCAACGAGGUCAACCCCAGCCCCUGGGCGCGCAGCACUUCCCCUCCCAAGAAGUCGGUGACACCGCCCCAGGACGUUGUUCCUCUUCCCCCACCAUCCGCGAACGCUUUCCGUCGUGGCCACAAGAAGCAGCCUUCGUCGCUUGCGCUUGACCCCAGGGCUGAGAUGCCUGAGGGUCCCAAGUCUGCCUUCGUCCGCUCUGUUGGCUUCCCUGCCACUCCCAUGACUGGCACAUUCGGUCCUGGUCAGGCGCGUGCUGGAGAGCACCCUGUCCGCCAGCCCCGUGGACCGCCUUCAAUCGAAGAGCUCAAGGCCAGCCCCACCUCCAAGCAUGAGGGUAGCAAGAACUUUGCUGCUCGCCAGCGCCGCCAGGCAAUCAGCAACCUUGUUCGUGCUGGCAUCGGUCGCCGAGGUCAGCGCAAUGGCAGCGGUAGCGCUUCCCCCGACAGCGAGAACUUCCCCUCUUCAGACAACGAUUCCGAUAGCGUCCGCAGCGGCGGCAGCGGUAGCCUUUCCGGCAGGCCCAGCAUUGGCAGCCUUCGUGCUGUUGCCAACGGCGCUAUUGGCUCGGAGCGUCAGGCUUCGAAGGAGCGUUCUCGUGGAACCUCUAUUGACCGCUCUUACACUGCCACUAGCGUGAGCAGCGAAGAGGGCUUUGUCGAUGUCCGCCCCAUCCUUGGCCAGCGCCGCUCGACGCCGAAGCUCAUCUUCACCAGCGCUGAGAAGCGCAAGAGCACCAUGUUUUAGAUAUCUGGGAGAAUCCUCACUAGGAACCAGUUUCCUUUGUGCAUAUCACUGGGGCAUCUUUACGAUACCACAGCCUUACGGCCCGUUACGACUCUU